UUUGUUCGAGAUAGGUGGGAAUACGUGCUAGGGGCGGGGCCAACGUUCUGCCGUGCUCCCGUUGUUGUGUUUUCAUGUGCUGAAUCCAAUAUGGCCGCUGUGUUGACGUUAAUGGGGCCUCCGUGCGAUAGUGAGCCGUCCACUCCGGCCCCCCCCUCCCUGAAGGAAGAUAAUUCCAACGAUGGCAGAGACACAGAGGAAAAUUCUAAUGAUGGAAGUCAACAAUCGAAGAGGAGAAGAACGGCGUCCGGUGAAAGUUCUCCAAGUUGUGAAAAUUCAAAUCAAGAUUUUGGCUCCAGCUAUUUCCCAGCAGAAAAUCUAGUUGAAUACAAAUGGCCAUCAGAUGAAACGGGGGAAUAUUAUAUGUUACAAGAGCAAGUCAGUGAAUAUUUGGGUGUCACUUCAUUUAAACGCAAAUACCCAGAUUUAGAACGAAGAGACCUAUCGCACAAGGAGAAGUUGUAUCUGCGAGAACAAAAUGUCAUUACGGAAACUCAGUGUACUUUAGGUCUGACAGCUUUACGAAGUGAUGAAGUAAUUGACCUUAUGAUGAAGGAAUACCCAACCAAGCAUGCAGAGUACUCGGUCAUUCUUCAAGAAAAAGAGCGCCAGCGCAUUACAGACCAUUACAAAGAGUACUCGAUGACUACUGAAGAUAAUCAGAAUGACGUAUGUGAUCAGGAUGAAACAGGGAAAAAUAUUAUGUUUUUACAGCAACAGCAGCAACAAAAUACACAGAAAGUGGAAGCAAGCAAAGUUCCAGAGUACAUUAAGAAAGCUGCCAAAAAAGCUGCAGAAUUUAACAGCAAUUUAAACCGUGAAAGGAUGGAAGAGAGGAGAGCGUAUUUUGACCUCCAGACUCAUGUAAUACAGGUACCUCAGGGAAAGUACAAAAUCCUGCCUACUGAAAUUACGAAAGUGAGUCCUUAUCCUGUUUCUCUCAUACCUGGACAGUUUCAAGAAUAUUACAAAAGGUAUUCUCCCAAUGAGCUCCGGUACUUGCCAUUAAACACGGCUUUGUAUGAGCCUCCAUUGGACCCCCUUGAUCCCGAACACUUGGCAAUUGACAGUGAUGGUGAUUCUGAUGAGGUUGAGGAAGGACGCAGUGAGAAGAAAAAGAUCAAAGGCUCCUCAGGCAGUUCAUCUGGGAACUUGUCUGAUGGAGAAAAUGCACAGGAUACUCAGGACGAUACUCUUCCCGCAAAACCAAAAGCGAAAGAAAAACCAACCCCCAAAAAGGAGAGCACCAAACGUUCUGUAGGGUCCAAAUCCAGCUCUGGGUACAAGCCAAAGUCCGUCCCAAAUGCUGUUUGUGGAAUUUGUCUGAAGGGUAAGGAUGUCAACAAGAAGGGAAGAGCCGAGAAGCUUAUACACUGCUCCCAGUGUGAGAAUAGUGGUCAUCCUUCAUGCUUGGAUAUGGUACCAGAAUUGAUUGCAGUAAUAAAAAAAUACCCCUGGCAAUGUAUGGAGUGCAAAACAUGUAUCAUAUGUAGCCAGCCUCACCAUGAAGAGGAUAUGAUGUUCUGUGACCACUGUGACCGUGGCUAUCAUACUUUUUGUGUCGGACUUGGUGUUCUUCCAUCAGGUCCCUGGAUAUGUGACUGCUGUCAGAAUGUUCCUCCCACGCCAAAAAAAGGAGUUAAAAGAGGAAAAAACAGUAAAGAAGGAUAAACUACGUGUAUUCAUAUUGUACAAAACCUUUGAAAAUGGUGCUACGCAACAAAAUUAUCUUAAAAUCUCAAUUACAUGACACUUUUUCAUAUUUAUAAACUAAAUAAAAACACAGAUUGGAAUUUAAUUAAUCUUUCUUACUGUCCUGGGACUUGAUGAAUACAUCAUUUUUGUAAAGUUUGCUUUUUUUAUUCAACAUUUUAACAAAAAAUACAAAUGCAUAUAUAAAUAUAUACCUCAUACCAAUGAGCUUGGGAAGAAAGGAACUAUACACAUGCACUGAAUAAUACCCAUGUGCUGCAAAUGUUAAAUAUUAUUCCCUUUUUAAAUGUUGGCCUUUUCUCUGUAAUUCACUUGUUAACUUUCUUUACAACUAGUUUUGGGAGUUAAUGGUCACACAGACGAAUCCAUAUGUGAUGUAUUGGUAGACCAUGUUUGUAUGUCAUUGAAUUUUUUUAUUCUUGUAUGUUUGACUUUUUGAAUACGGUGUUGUCAACUGCAAGUACUGUGCUGUGCUUACCUUGCAUUUGUGGGAGCUGUUGUAGAUAUAGUGAAACCUCAAAGCUGCUUAAAGCCCAGAAGCAUUACACUGUGACAAAAUAUGACCACAGGAGUUUUAAGAGGUGUGAAUGUUGUGAAAUCAAGGGCUUUUAUAUAUGGACUCAAUGGAACCAUCUUUUUUUCUUUAUUUGAUUUUUUUCAGUCAAUCAAUUCUAUCAAUUUCUGCUGCUUGAAAGUCAACGAUAACUUUUAAAACCAUAACUAAAGUGAUACAUUUUAAAUACUAA
Messenger RNA from Rana temporaria (common frog), 2459 nucleotides. RefSeq names its product PHD finger protein 10 (gene PHF10). Gene Ontology annotation, cellular component: npBAF complex. The transcript has 13 exons. Lineage: Eukaryota; Metazoa; Chordata; Amphibia; Anura; Ranidae. Bases 91 to 1671 code for a protein of 526 amino acids. The record is from RefSeq and is a predicted model, not a curated record.